AAAGAUGGCGGCGUGCAGUCUGCAGAGAGUGCUGGAGAGACAGAGCCCGCUGGAGGGCGCCCUGCUGGAGGCGGAGAGUGAAGGGGAGAGGGAGAAACUGAUACUGCAGUACUUGGGGGAGGUGAAUGCCCGGGCUGAGGAGCUGACAAUCCCUGACUUCUCUCCAGGUUUAGAAUGGCUGAACACAGAAGGUGCCAUCUCUCUACACCAAGAUGUGUGUGGGAAAGUUGUGAUUUUAGAUUUCUUCACGUACUGCUGUAUCAACUGCAUGCACAUGUUCGCUCACCUCCCGAUCUACUGAGCCGACCUGCGUUGCCUUCACUUCUGUCAUUCUCUUUCAGAUGGCCUGGUCAUUAUUGGAGUGCAUUCAGCCAAAUUUCCCAACGAGCGGGUUCUGGAGAACAUCAAGAGCGCCGUCCUCCGCUAUAACAUCGCUCAUCCUGUUGUGAACGACGCAGACGCCACCUUGUGGCAGGAACUGGAAGUCUCAUGCUGGCCCACCCUCGUCCUGUUGGGCCCUCAAGGAAACAUUUUGUUCUCUCUUGUUGGGGAAGGAAACAAAGAGAACCUGUUCCUUUUCACCUCUGUGGCCUUAAAAUUCUACAGAGAGAGGCAGGAGAUCAACUCUAACCGUAUCCCGCUCCGACUCUACCGAGACUCAUUACCCGCCUCUCCAUUACUCUUCCCUGGAAAGGUGGCUGUAGACUCUAUAGGAGAGCAGCUGGUGAUUGCUGACACCGGUCACCACAGGAUUCUGGUUGUGUCCAAGGAAGGGAAGGUGCUGCACACCGUCGGAGGACUGGAGAGUGGACGGCGAGAUGGAAGUUUUUCGGAAUGCUCCUUUAAUUCCCCACAAGGAGUGACUAUCGACGGCAAUAUUAUCUACGUGGCCGACACAGAGAACCAUCUGAUUAGGAAGAUCGAUGUAGAAACAUUAACGGUGAGCACGAUAGCUGGCACUGGGAGUCAAGGAGUCGACAAAGUGGGCGGAGCUCAAGGAAUACAGCAGCCAAUCAGCUCGCCUUGGGAUGUUGUGGUACAUCCACCAGGUGUGUUGUGGAUCGCUAUGGCCGGGACCCAUCAAAUCUGGGCUCUCCUAUUGGAAGAGGGAGCAUUGCCCAAGGGAAGCCUCCUCUGUAAAGGAACGUGCGUUCGGUUUGCUGGAAGCGGAAAUGAAGAGAACAGGAAUAACUCUUACCCGCACAAAGCUGCCUUUGCUCAGCCGUCUGGACUGACCGCGUGCCCCGCGGAGCCUUGGAACUGCCUCUUCAUAGCGGACAGCGAGAGCAGCUCCAUCCGCAGCGUAUCUCUGAAAGACGGAGCCGUCAAACACGUGGCGGGAGGAGAGCGAGACCCCAUGAACCUGUUCGCCUUCGGUGAUGUCGAUGGGGCUGGAAUUAUUGCCAAACUGCAGCAUCCACUGGGGGUGGCCUGGGACCGCAAGCGGAAUCUCCUGUACGUGGCCGAUUCCUACAAUCACAAGAUCAAAGCUGCGGAACCAAAGAGCAAGAACUGCGUUACACUGGCCGGCACAGGAGAAGCCGCUAAAGCCAUCGGUCCCAGUUUUGUGCAGACGUCCUUUAAUGAGCCCGGAGGUCUCUGCAUUGGUGAUGACAGCCAUUUGUUGUAUGUUGCCGACACCAAUAAUCACCAUAUAAAAGUUCUGGAUCUGGAAUCCAAAACAGUUUCUGUGCUUCCCAUAGCUUCCAGCGACGCAACUGAUGUUGUGGACAGUGCGCUGCCAAAGAGAAUCAUUAACCCAAAGCUGCCUAAAUCCACUCCCAACAUUGAGCUGAAAUCCUUAACCGUGUCACCCAGCAAAACCUUAAAAUAUUCCAUAAACCUCAAACUUCCUUCAGGAGCCAAGUUAACCGAAGGUGCCCCGAGUUUCUGGUUUCUCUUCACAGAAGGCCAUGAGUGGUUACUUGCCGGGCAGAAAACCUACGGGGAAAUUCUGAGCCUGUCCAAACCGAGUCAGAUCGAGCUCUCCAUCCCGCGGGAGUUUUCCUCCCCUGAGGCAGUGCUAAAAGUCGGCGUCUGCGUGUAUUUCUGCACCGAGGACAGCAACGUGUGUACGAUGAAGUCCGUCUCCUUUACUCAUCCUUUACAAGUGAGCGUUGAUGACACCGGCUACCCACCCGCUUUGGACCUCGCCUACAGCUUUUAAGAUUUGAACACAACUUCCUGUGCGCCAAAGUUUGCCUUUUGAUAUGGGUUUUCUUGGGACACUAUGAGAGCACAAGGUAGAAAAAAGAG
This is a messenger RNA of Nanorana parkeri, 2256 nucleotides long. It is a transcript of the gene NHLRC2, whose product is annotated as NHL repeat containing 2. The record is from RefSeq and is a predicted model, not a curated record. The transcript has 11 exons. NCBI's taxonomy places the organism in Eukaryota, Metazoa, Chordata, Amphibia, Anura, Dicroglossidae. Gene Ontology annotation, molecular function: protein binding.